UAGCCCUCGGGGGCCCAUAUAAAUGGGGGCCGCUCCUGCAGCAGGGCCCAGGGAGCAGCUCCGUAGCCGUGCUGGAAGCCGCGGUCCCAGGCUCCAGGACCCUGCCCGCGAGACUGGGUCGGGCUGGGCCCCGUUCCUCCCCUGAGCAGUAGGGCCCUCCCAGGGCGGCCCACACGCAGCCCCCAGGAUGCCCAGCAGAACGGUCCGCUACGUCCGCUACAGCCCACGGCAGCGGCGGCGGCGCCUGCUGGCCCAGCGCACCGUGCGCUUCCCCAACGACGUCCUGUUCCUGGACCACAUCCGCCAGGGCGACCUGGAGCAGGUGGGGCGCUUCCUCCGGGCUCGGAAGGUGGCCCUGGACACCGUCCACCCCUCCGGGCUGGCGGCCCUGCACGAGGCCGUCCUGUCUGGAAACCUGGAGUGCGUGAAGCUGCUGGUCAAACACGGGGCGGACAUUCACCAGCGCGACGAGACGGGCUGGACGCCCCUGCACAUCGCCUGCAGCGACGGGUACCCUGACAUUGCCAGGUACCUCAUCUCCCUGGGGGCAGACAGAGAGGCAGCCAACGACGACGGGGACCUGCCCUCCGACCUCAUUGACCCGGACUUCAAGGACCUGGUGGAGCUCUUCCAGGGGACCAGGAUGGACUGAGCCCGGCCCUGCCCUCCCGCGACUCGCACCCCGCGCCGCCGCGGGGCCGGGGCUGGCCGGGACCCCGUCAGCUGGGCACAACCCCGUUCCACCCCUCUGGCCUGGCUUUUUCUCCAGGUGAAUUUUUUAUUGUUGCACUUUUUACUUUUUCAAUAAACAUGAUGCUUCA
This is a messenger RNA of Phyllostomus discolor (pale spear-nosed bat), 821 nucleotides long. RefSeq names its product protein phosphatase 1 regulatory subunit 27 (gene PPP1R27). The coding region runs from base 188 to 652 and encodes 154 amino acids. NCBI's taxonomy places the organism in Eukaryota, Metazoa, Chordata, Mammalia, Chiroptera, Phyllostomidae. Gene Ontology annotation, molecular function: phosphatase binding. The transcript has 3 exons. The record is from RefSeq and is a predicted model, not a curated record.